UUUCCAAAGAUCACCACCCUGCACGUUACGUUAGCCAGCCAACACACCGCCUCUCUCUCUCUCUCUCUCUCUCUCUCUCUCUCUUUCUCUCUGGCGUCAUCUUCUGAGUAGAAGCCUGACAAUGACAAAACUCAUUGUUUAACCCUAGCUCCUUCCCUCCCUCCUUUUCCGCUCCCCUCUCAUCAUCACUUUCUCAACUUCUUUUCCCAACAUUGACCAGAGACCAUUUCUUCAAUUACGUACUGCACCAUUUUCUCCGCGUUCCCAAAAAAAUCUUCACAAAUUUCAUCACCAGACCAAACCCUAUCUGGGUUUGUUAGCAUAGAAAAUUAUACCCAUACCCAUUUGAAGAAACACAGAGAGAGAGAGAGAGAGAGAGAGAGAGAGAGAGAGAGAGAUGGGGAGAGUGAAGCUGCAGAUCAAGAAGAUAGAGAACACAACAAACAGACAAGUGACAUUCUCGAAAAGGAGAAAUGGGCUAAUCAAGAAAGCUUAUGAACUCUCUGUUCUGUGCGAUGUUGAUGUUGCUCUCAUCAUGUUCUCCCCUUCCGGAAGACUCAGCCUCUUCUCGGGCAAUCGAAGCAUUGAAGAGAUUAUGGCACGGUAUGUGAAUCUUCCUGAGCACGAGCGAGGACGGCUGCAUAAUCAAGAGUAUUUGCAUAGAGCACUGGCCAAGCUGAAAGGUGAAACAGAUAGAAGCUACCAAGUACCAAGCCCAGUGAGUGCUGAUUCCCAAGUUGAGGAACGUCAACAAGAAAUUCUGAGAAUGAAGUCUCAGUUGGAGGGUCUGGACAGGCGGUUAAGGAUUUUCGAAGGCGAUCCUUGUGAAAUUACCACUUUGUGUGAGGCCCAGUAUCGGGAGCAAAUCCUUGAGGAGACGUUAAAACGAGUCUGUAUACGCAGACAAGUUUUGGAGGAAAAUUUCGACUAUCACAACCCAGAAACGACUUCACAGGUCUGUAUUAACAUUCCCUUUUUCUCUAGGAGAAUUGAUACACGAAUUAUCAUCGUCUUCAACUCGAAUGUACGUAGAUGA
Molecule: messenger RNA, 1036 nt
Organism: Rhododendron vialii
Lineage: Eukaryota; Viridiplantae; Streptophyta; Magnoliopsida; Ericales; Ericaceae
Product: agamous-like MADS-box protein AGL104
Exons: 8
Coding region: 398-1036 (212 amino acids)
Biological process (GO): positive regulation of transcription by RNA polymerase II
Molecular function (GO): RNA polymerase II cis-regulatory region sequence-specific DNA binding; protein dimerization activity; DNA-binding transcription factor activity, RNA polymerase II-specific
Source: RefSeq, a predicted model, not a curated record